Protopolystoma xenopodis is the source of this 624-nucleotide messenger RNA. The record is from the annotation of a GenBank genome assembly. NCBI's taxonomy places the organism in Eukaryota, Metazoa, Platyhelminthes, Monogenea, Polystomatidea, Polystomatidae.
AUGUCAGGUUACAAACAGGGACAAACAGCUGGCCUUGAUUCUAGCCAAGGCCCGUACCCAAGUGCCGGCCGCUUCGGCGUCGAGGCCUCCUACCUACCUGAGGACUCAAGCUGCGGAGAAGUGCCGUCUUAUGAGCCUCGAUCCUCCAGCAAGCGUGUGAGUGAUUGGAUCCGGCAAAGCCGUGACAUCACGUUAGGGCAGUCUAACUUGUUCGCAGGAGAUCAGGACGAAUCAAACUGUGGCCCAAAUGAGGCGACCGGACAUGUGGCUCCCUUGGCCAACAGUCAAUCAAGCUCGACCAGUCAGUCACCUUUGGGCGCACUAAAUAUCCGGCAAGCAAGCAAGCUCGCCCUGAGUAGUCAGACUGUGGGGAUAGCAGGAACCGUGUUGGUUGGAGAUCAGGAAAGAGUGAUCACUGAGAGAGUGUCAACGUCGAUUGGCGAGGCCUGGAAAACAGCAAACCACAGACUCCCACGACUGUCUGCCGGAAGAGGCAAGAUGAGCCUUGUCGGGCAGAAACUGGACCCAUCGGAAUUGAGUGUAUUCGGUGUGGGAAACAGCAGAACGGUCGGACCUGUUAGCCCAACGCACUCAGCAUUCUUCAUUCAACAAACCAAGCGAUAG